GAAGCUUCAAUCAUGGAGGAUCCAUCAUAUUUACAUGUGAUGUUGGUUACACGUUGGUAGGAGAAUCAACGAUCACAUGCGAUAAUGGUCAAUAUAGUUCAUCAUAUGCAGAAUGCAAAGCUAACUGUGAGCGCCCUCCAUUGGUUCUUAAUGGUGAGGUAAAUUCAGAUGCGUCUCAUGGAGGUAAAACAUCAUUUACAUGUAGAGACGGAUACACGUUAGUUGGUGUCGCAAGUACUUUGUGCCUGGAUGGACAGUACCAAGAUCAAUUUCCAGUAUGCUAUGCAAACUGUGAGGCGUCAAUCAGUAUAUCCAAUGGUCAGUACACAGGAAGCUAUAAUCAUGGAGGAUCCAUCAUAUUUACAUGUGAUGUUGGUUACACAUUGGUAGGAGAACUAAGGAUCACAUGCGAUAAUGGUCUAUACAGCUCAUCAUUCCCAGAAUGCAAAGCUAACUGUGAACGCCCUCAAUUGGUUCUUAAUGGUGAGGUAAAUUCAGAUCUGUCUCAUGGAGGUAAAACAACAUUUACAUGUAGAGAUGGAUACACGUUAGUUGGUGUCAACAGUACUUUGUGCCUAGAUGGACAGUAUCAGGAUCAAUUUCCAGAAUGCUAUG
Messenger RNA from Anneissia japonica, 615 nucleotides. RefSeq names its product C4b-binding protein alpha chain-like. The record is from RefSeq and is a predicted model, not a curated record. The transcript has 4 exons. The annotation marks the transcript as partial. Lineage: Eukaryota; Metazoa; Echinodermata; Crinoidea; Comatulida; Comatulidae.